This is a messenger RNA of Dioscorea cayenensis subsp. rotundata (Guinea yam), 666 nucleotides long. RefSeq names its product general transcription and DNA repair factor IIH subunit TFB5. Bases 291 to 503 code for a protein of 70 amino acids. Gene Ontology annotation, cellular component: transcription factor TFIIH core complex; transcription factor TFIIH holo complex. Gene Ontology annotation, biological process: nucleotide-excision repair; transcription initiation at RNA polymerase II promoter; transcription by RNA polymerase II. The record is from RefSeq and is a predicted model, not a curated record. The transcript is spliced from 3 exons. Lineage: Eukaryota; Viridiplantae; Streptophyta; Magnoliopsida; Dioscoreales; Dioscoreaceae.
AUAAAUACCAUAGUUUAAAAGGGCAUAAAUGCUAAAAGGAUGCUCGGAUCUCAUUAACACAAGUGUUCGUCGAUUGGGGAAGGAGAGGCGCGGGAGAGGGAGCUUUGAUCCUCCGCCGAGAACGAGUCCUAAAGAUAUCCCCAGCUUUUUUUGAUCAAGAGGAACAGACAGUCCGAAGGACCUGCUAAACUGUCAGGGGCGUGCACAAAGCUUCGGUGGAGCAAGUGGACAGUCCCUGCUAAAGAUAUCCCAGCUUUAGUAAACUAUCAGUUCCAUCCUCCAAAGCCAAGAUGGUGAAUGCUAUCAAAGGUCUUUAUAUUUCCUGUGAUGUACCAAUGGCACAGUUCAUUGUGAGUUUAAAUGCAUCUAUGCCGGCUUCACAAAAGUUCAUAUUGCAUAUGCUGGACAGCACACACAUGUUUGUGCAACCUCAUGUGGCUGAGAUGAUCAGGAGUAAAAUUUCAGAGUUUAGAGAUCAGAACUCUUAUGAGAAGCCUGCAUGAUUCCAAUCUCAGAUCAUGAAUGGACCUUUCAUUCCUGCUCUUCUCCAAGGACAUUCAUUAUCAUCUAAGUAAUCCCAAAACAUAUACUAAUUUUUUGAACUCCUUGUAUAACUUGACUUAAAUAUAAAGUUAAAAUAUGUGGAUGGAAAUAAUUAUAAUCUAA